CCCUCUUCCUCCCCCAACUGGUUUUGGGUAUAAAAUCGUUCCAGAUGGCUAGAGCCUAGAGACCAAAAGAGCAGUAACAGGAGUCAAAAGUGCAAAAUCUAUUGCCGCAGGACAUGGAAGAAAGGUCCGGAGAAGGUUCGAUCGCCGGCGACCAGAUUAGAGAGAGAGAUAUAUAUGUUGGUGGCGGUUCACAGUAGUCGCUCGACACAAGCGUCUUUGUAGAUCUGGAUCAGCGUAGAGAAAUCCUGGGCCAUUUUUGAUGUCACAGUUGCAACAACUGGGGGAGAAGGAGAUGGAAGGAAGCGGUGGCCGCCGCAGUGCCGCGGCCACGAAAUGCAUCCCGAGGAGGCUGCCCAAGGCAGGGGCGGCGACGCCGAGCAGGAAAGAAAAGGAGAAGAGUAGCAGCAGCAGCCACCAGGGUGACGGAAUUAACAGCAGUCAGGGUGGCGGUGGCGGUAGUGGGAGCAAGAGAUUUGAGCCGACCACCGUCCAGCAAGUUGAGGGAAUCCAAGAUGGGCGUUAAUUAAUUUAUAUUACUUAUCGAGAUGGAAGAAAGAGGAAUGAAUGUCUCGCUAUACCUGGGCUUUGGGGUUUAUUUCCGAUGCUCUGUUUCUCAACCUGUGGUCUGUGAAGACUUUUACCUUGGCUUGUUCUAAAAGAGGAAGAUGGAGAAUGAGGGUAUUAAAACAAGGACAAAAGUGUAUUUUCAGUAAUAGUCACAUCCCAAUUGCCUCAUCUCAAAUAACAAGCCAAAC
Messenger RNA from Linum tenue, 755 nucleotides. The record is from the annotation of a GenBank genome assembly. NCBI's taxonomy places the organism in Eukaryota, Viridiplantae, Streptophyta, Magnoliopsida, Malpighiales, Linaceae.